Carassius auratus (goldfish) is the source of this 1461-nucleotide messenger RNA. Its product is annotated as WD repeat and SOCS box-containing protein 2-like. The transcript is spliced from 9 exons. The coding region runs from base 30 to 1316 and encodes 428 amino acids. NCBI's taxonomy places the organism in Eukaryota, Metazoa, Chordata, Actinopteri, Cypriniformes, Cyprinidae. Gene Ontology annotation, molecular function: protein binding. The record is from RefSeq and is a predicted model, not a curated record. Gene Ontology annotation, biological process: intracellular signal transduction; protein polyubiquitination.
UUGCCCAUCUGGCCACGCCUUCUUGUGAAAUGAAUCCCUAUGAUGUGAGGGGAAAUUAUGCGUUCAUGAUUUCAGUGGUAAGAUGUGCAGUUCGCUUGGAGGGUGUGCUGUCAAAGGUGUCUUUAAUUGUGACAGAACCGCAUGACCUGAUCGCGGAGCUGAAACCCGCUCAUCCCCCGCGUCUGUACGGCUCUGCCGGCUGCGAGACAUGGAGCGUCCGCUUCUCCCCGGACGGAUCUUAUUUUGCCUGGUCAAUGGGACACGGCUUCGUCAAACUCCUCUCCUGGCCGCUGACAUCCGAAGACACUGAAGCUGGACGCAGUGAAGAGAAGACACUUAACUGCAGGCAAACGGUGUGGGCACUGGCGUUUGGACCAUGCAUGUCUACCCAAGAUGCUUUACAUCAGAACAGACGUGAUCACGAGCUACUGCUGGCCAUUGGUCUAAACAACGGCGUGAUCCAGGUGUGGGUCGUCUCAACUGGAAAUCUGCGGGUUACUCUAACCGGACAUCAGGCUCCUGUUAGGGAUUUAGUCUUCGCUCCAAAUGGAAGUCUCACGCUUGUAUCAGCCUCCCGAGACAAAACUUUAAGGAUAUGGGACUUGGCGAAGAAAGGUGCCAGUCCCCAUGUGCUGCGGGGUCCAGACUACUGGGUCUUCAGAUGUUCCAUAUCACCUGACAGCAGUGUGAUCGCCUCCGUUUGCAACCUCGACUCUAAGGUGUAUUUGUGGAGCCUGAGGUCCUACACCUUCAUGAGACACCUUACAUAUGACCACGAGCGCACCAUGGCAUCAUGCGACUUUUCCCAGGAUGGAGCGCUGCUCGCGAUCGCUUCGUAUCAUUCGACCACAGGCUGGUGGCUGGACCUGUGGGACCCCUAUACAGCUGUUCUCCUGACUAGAGCAGAAGACUGUGAGGUGUGUGCUUACAGAAGUGACAAUCUACUGACGUCUCUUAGCUUCUCUCCGGUUGGUCUGCUUCUGGCUUUUAAAGACUACAGGGCGUUACGGAUUUGGGAUGUGGAACGAGAUAAACUGGUCACAGACACGGAUCACAACCGAGCCGGGGGCGUGUGCUGUGCUUUCCAUCCACACGGGGGCGUCAUCGCCACAGGGUGCAGAGAUGGACAUGUAAAAUUCUGGCGAGUUCCUCGUCUCGUUCCGAGCCUAAAGCAUCUGUCUCGGAUUGCCCUGAGAUUCUCCAUUUCAACCUAUCAAGUGGAGGCUCUUCCCUUGCCCCCAAAAAUCCUGGAAUACCUUACUUACAGGGACAUUCCAAAGCAAAAGACUUUAUAUUGUAAAGAACACUGCAGAUGACUGAAAACAGUAAUGUUUGUGGGACACCAUACUUGAAAUAUUUAAAUACUUAAUUUUUUUACAUAACUACUUUGAAAAUGUAACAUUUGUUUUACAAAGUACUGAGACAAGAGUUAUUUUAAGCUUAAAAAAAACAUUUCAAAAU